UCCCCGGCCGUGUUGUGAUAAGCCGCCGCGUGAAUCCAUCAAAGGCAUCCGAACAUCCCACUGGAUCACCGAGUAAAGGAGGAGUAAGGGUGGGCUCGAAGCCCCCCCCCGUCCCCCCGCCUUCCCCUCUCGCUCUCUCUGUCGCACUACCUGAGCUCGUCCAGUGCGGUUGCUCCACAUCCUCCAAGCGGACCUCCGCGGCGGCACACACGACGCCGCAGAGCCGAGCGAGGCUUGGGCUCGACGGCUACGAGCAGCGGCGCCUCCCCCGCCUCUUUCCCCGGAGACCCGGCGUUGGCGUUUUGAGAUUUUCCCUCCCCCCCCCCCCCCCCCCCCGCUUUUUUUUGUUCUUGUCGUUUAUCGAGGCGGACAACGUUAAAAAAAACCCAGCGGGCUUUCUUCGGUCAUCCCGUCCGCUCCCAACCGCUCGGCCGCGGCGUGCUGACGCCGGGAGAAGCGGGGCGAAGAGCGGCUCGUUGAGGAGGAGUAGUCAGCCGCCCCCCCCCGCCCCUUUUUCUGAGCUCGGAUUGUACAGCUGCAUUCAUGUCGUCGUCAAGGGAUUUUUCACCGAUCAGGCUUUUGUGAUUGACAGCCGUGCGCGUGCGCGCAUCAUGCAUCUGCACACAACGUUGUCCACGUCUCCUCUGCUUGCAUUUUAUUAGAGGAGGGGGGGAAAAAACCAAACGACAAGCCGAGAGCGAAGCAUGCACCGGAGACGCUGCAGCCCGUCACUAAAGAGAGCCCGGGGCGGCGGACUUGUGUUGCCAGCUCAUUGCUAAAAAAGCUCAAGUGUUGCCUGGAAGCCAGGCCUUGUGCACUGCCAACCAGCUGUGUGGGGAGAACCCCCCCCCCCCCCACCCAUCUGAAAACUGCCGAACAGAAGAAGGGGAAGCAGUCGUGGUCCCAGAUGGUGUUCCGAAAGUUGCCCGGCGUCUCGGCGUCGGGCAUGGGCCUUCGUCUGUCCCAAAAGUUUGUCUUCUUGCUCUUCCUGUCGGGCCUCGUCACGCUUUGCUUCGGGGCGCUCUUCUUCCUGCCAGACUCGGUGAGGCUCAAGCGCAUCUUCCUGAACAAGAGCGAGAGCCAGCCGGCCACCGCGGCGGGUUCGGGUGCGGCGGAAAACGAUGCCGACGAGCGGCCCAAGAAAUCCCGGGACUCGGAGCGCCCGCGAGGGCUGACCUCCACCAAGGGGGAGAGCGGAGUCGCGGCGGCGGCCGGCGGCACCGGCGGAGCGGGAGCCGGCCUGGCCAGGCUCAAAGGACUCGCUCGAAAGACGCCGCCGUCCUACGAGGCUCCCGAGGAACGUCCGGCCGGCGGGACUGCGCGGGAGGAUCCGCCUUUGGCGUCGGAGAAAGCUUCCUCGCCCGAGUCGGCUGCCGCCUUUGCCUACGAGAAGUUCCGGAGGUGUCUGCUGAAGCCGCCCCUCGGGAGGGACGGCGGCAAGCCUGCGGAUCUCAAGACCGAGAAGCGGCGCGACCAAGUCAAAGAGAUGAUGAAGUUUGCCUGGGACAACUACAAGCGGUACGCCUGGGGCAAGAAUGAGCUUCGGCCUUUAACUAAGAACGGCCAUGUUGGCAACAUGUUUGGUGGCCUGAGAGGAGCGUCCAUCAUCGACUCGCUGGACACGCUCUACAUUAUGGGACUGUUGGACGAGUACGAGGACGCCAAGGAGUGGGUCAGGAGUGACCUGGACCUGACCUCGAACGGCGAAGCGUCGCUCUUUGAGGUGAACAUCCGUUACGUCGGCGGGCUGCUGUCGGCGUACUAUCUCACUGGAGAGGAGCUGUUCAAGACCAAAGUGCUGGAGUUGGGCGCCAAGUUGCUCCCGGCCUUCAACACGCCGACGGGGAUCCCGCGGGGGGUCAUCAACCUGGGCAGCGGCGGCAGUUGGAGCUGGGGCUGGGCGUCGGCCGGGAGCAGCAUCCUGGCCGAGUUCGGGACCCUGCACUUGGAGUUUGUCCACCUCAGCGAGCUCUCCGGCGACCCCGUCUACAGCGAGAAGGUGAUGAACAUCCGCAAGCUGCUGAAUAAGAUUGAGAAGCCUCAAGGCCUCUACCCCAACUUCCUCAGUCCGGUCAGCGGAAACUGGGUCCAACAUCACGUGUCCAUCGGUGGGCUGGGAGACAGUUUCUACGAGUACCUCCUCAAGUCGUACCUGAUGUCGGACAAGACGGACGAGGACGCCAAGAACAUGUACUACGAUGCUCUGGAGGCCAUCGAAAGCAACCUGGUGCAGAAGUCGCCCGGCGGCCUGACCUACAUGGCCGAGUGGCGGGGGGGCAUCCUGGACCACAAGAUGGGCCACCUGGCCUGCUUCUCCGGGGGCAUGAUCGGCAUCGGCGCCGACGAGGGCGCGGCCGACAAGCGCCGGCACUACCUGGACCUGGCCGCCGAGGUCACCCGCACCUGCCACGAGAGCUACGAUCGCUCGGCCACCAAACUGGGACCGGAAGCCUUCCGCUUCGACGGCGGCGCCGAAGCCACGGCGACGCGGCUGAGCGACAGAUACUACAUCCUCAGACCCGAGGUCAUCGAGAGCUACAUGUACAUGUGGAGGCUCACCCAUGACCCCAAGUACAGGGAGUGGGGAUGGGAGGCGGUGGAGGCGCUGCAGCGGCACUGCCGAGUGGAGUCGGGCUUCUCGGGGAUCCGCGAUGUUUACACUUUGAGCGACAGCCACGACAACAUGCAGCAGAGCUUCUUCCUCUCGGAGACGCUCAAGUAUCUGUACCUGCUGUUCUCGGACGACGACCUCCUCCCCCCCGAGGACUGGGUCUUCAACACGGAGGCCCACCCGCUGCCCGUGGUGCGAAGGAGCUGCCCGCGGGACCCCUCGGCCGGCGCGCGGGUCUGAGCGCGAGGCGCCGAGGGAGGCCUUCCACUUGCUUUCCUGAAAAGGCCGCGGGGGGGCUUUUUUUCACGCCUGGAUUGUAGAUUCUGUCUUUUGCAUACCCCCCCCACCCCCCACCCCGAGUGGACAAUCAAGAGCAAACUUUUGCGGACACUUUUUUUUCCUCCGUGAGGAAAAGGAGCUCCUUACUGUCGAGGGAAAGCACUUUUCUGUUCGUCUUCUUUGGAAAAGAUUUUUGGAUUUUCUCCCGUGGCUGACCAAAGGAUUUCUCGGAGCCGUUUUCCGCAGACAAAAUUAAAGCGUUGAAAUGUCACGACGAGUCUUGAGAGCUCCAAAAUAGGCUGUUUGAUGUCAUGUUUCGAGCUGAAACUUUAUGAAAAAAAAAAGUGUCUUAUGCAUCCUGGGACUAUUGUGGGGGGGGGGGGGUGCUGGGGGGGGGGUGCAGGCACACAGCCAUUCUGGUGAUUCAUCCCAAAACCAAAUCAGUUUUCUUGUUUCUGUUCGUUUUCCGUUUUUUCUGACCAACGCUGAUUUUUGUCGGUUUUAUUAACGCUGUACAUAAGAAAAGAAAAAAAUCUUUCCCUUUUUUUUCUUUUGUGACCUUUUCUCUGUUGAUUUGCUUCCCUCAGGUGUUUCCGAUAAAAAGAAAGGAGUCAAACUAACUUUAAAAAAAAAAACAACCACAAAAGGUAUUCAGAUGCGAAGUCGACUUUUUUGCAGAAAUUUGGAUUUUUCUUCUUACGACUUGUUGGUUUUAACUUUGGUUGUUGAAUAUUUUUGAAAUACUGAUUCAGAAAAAAAAAAUAUCAAUAAAAAGCUGUGCAACUUUGUACCUUUAAAAGAAGAAA
Messenger RNA from Hippocampus zosterae (dwarf seahorse), 3696 nucleotides. Its product is annotated as mannosyl-oligosaccharide 1,2-alpha-mannosidase IC. Gene Ontology annotation, biological process: N-glycan processing; carbohydrate metabolic process. The transcript is spliced from 12 exons. Gene Ontology annotation, molecular function: mannosyl-oligosaccharide 1,2-alpha-mannosidase activity; calcium ion binding. Gene Ontology annotation, cellular component: endoplasmic reticulum; Golgi membrane; extracellular exosome. The record is from RefSeq and is a predicted model, not a curated record. NCBI's taxonomy places the organism in Eukaryota, Metazoa, Chordata, Actinopteri, Syngnathiformes, Syngnathidae. Bases 908 to 2851 code for a protein of 647 amino acids.